AAACUUAAUAUAAUAAUUUGCAGUUGCGAAACAGAUAGAAGUGGCAAUAAGAGCAGUGAUAGAAAUGAAGCAUUUAUUGGCAUGGAAAGUGCCAACGUGGCAGAAGCAGGACCUCAUAGGUGAGAAUCUGAGCAAAAGCAGAGAGAGAUUUGGUUUCAAGUAAAUUGUAAUUGCAACUGCUGCAUUUUGGCACCAUUCUUCUUUUGGCUCUACAAUUCCAUGUACAUACUCCUCUGCAACUUGCUCAGAAUUGAAGCACUCACUUCUAACCAUAAGAUUUGAAGCACAUCAGCCAUGCAUUGCUCUUCAGCUUUUCUUGCUGCCAGGGGGUCAAUCAACUUCUGCUCUUUGCUUUCUCAUCAUUUCUCUCUAUAUCGAGCGAUUAUCGGAGGGGCGGGGUGGGAGGUAUACAUCACGUCGGACCAACUCUAGAACAAUGGUAGAACCUAAGGGAUUGGCUACGGAAGAGUCCAUUCACGGAAAGAAAGUGGAUGACAAAAACGUAGAACCGUCAACUAAUUUAUGCCUUGCUGUGGGUUAUUCCAAUCAGUGCAUUCAGAGAAUCUUGAACAAUGAUCCAGGUGCAGGUGCAAAUGCAGCUUCAGCAGCAUACAUGACAUUAGUAGCCGCAGACCCGCUGUCUGAACUAGUUUGGUCUCCGCAUAAAGGUUUGUGUAUUAGAUGUGCUGAUGGAAGCUUCACAGAGAAAAAUCCUUCUCUGUCGUGGGGUGUAGGACCUACCAUUAUGGCAAACGCAUCAAAUUCUGAUAAACCCGUGUCAAAUACUGACAAACCUACCAAUAGCGAAAUACGUAUAGCAUCUCUGGCAGCAUGUAAUCUGGCUUGUGAGGUUGCUGGAAGAAAUAUUACCACCAUAUUUCCUACAAGCAUCAUGCCUAUCAGUGGAACAAGUCUUGAACUCAGGACAGCUAGUGGUGAUCAGCUGGAAGAAAUGAAAAAUGGAAUGGACUUCCGUUUUCUACAGAACGAGAAUAGAAGGAGCAAAAAAGGGAAAGUUGAAACAGAUGUACCUGAACUGAACAUGGGACAAAAUUAUCCAACUUCCGAGGAGCCUAUUGUCAGAGCUUCAGAUAUUAGUGAUAGAAAGCAUGCUUUAAGAAUGGGAAUUGUAUUGGCCUCUGAAAUAAAUACUUUGGAAAAGUUUGAAGUUUAUGAUACUGAAAUUAUUUCUGGGAAGAGAAAGGUGGAAUCAACUUCAAUUAGAGAAAAUGAUAGCAAAAACAAGAUGGUCAUAAGGCCUCAUGCCCUUUUGCCCUUGGACAAACUGGAGUCAACUGCUGAGAAUGAUGUAGCAACUCCAUUUGGUGAAAAUGUUUUACCGUCAGAAUGUCCUGAUAGAAGGAUUGAAAAUAAUACUCGGCAUGGAGAUGAGUUACUUCCGGUGGACAAGACUCUUGCAGUUAAUCCGGCUCCUGCUAACAGUAGAUUCCGCAAGAAACAAAAAAAAGGCAAGUCCCGGGCCUUAUCUGAUGGAGAUGCAAAGGAAAGGAUGUCAAAUGAGGAGGAUGGUAGUCAUGAGAGUGUUGAAAGCUGUAAUAGUGGUAGACUAUUUUCAACAGGGAAACGGCAAUGGAAUGAUCAACAGUUGAUUGUAAGCAGCAAAAGAGUCAAAGGACAAACUAAUCAAGAUAGCUCAUUCAUGAAUUGGAUCUCAAAUAUGAUGAAGGGGGUCUUAAAGUCAAGUGAAGAAAAAGAACCUUCUAUUUCUCAUGGUCAUGAGAAUCCUGAACAGGAUACUUUCGCAAGUAAUAGAGAAGAAGACCCCACAUGCAGACCUGUUGGGUUUCAAUCCAUUUUUCAGUCGCUUUAUUGCCGUAAGACCAACACUCAACAAGCUGUCACCUUGAAUGCUGAUCAUCAACAGGAAGGAUUUAUAGAAAGCGAGCUGGACAAUAAAAUGUGUGACCUGAAUGCUACUCCAAUAGCUUGUCGUAUGGUGACUGGUAAUGUUUACAAGCGGCUUCUGCCAUCGACUGAGAGGUUCAAUGAUUCUGCUUCUGGUAACCAAGCUGGUACAGCUUUCCAUUCAAGAGAUAUACUCAUGAAUUUUUCUGCCAUUAGAGAAAGCAACAGGAGCAUCUCAACUGAGAACCAAAAUUCAUGCAACGUGGAAACUGGUAGGGCUGAAGAUGGAAUAAGCUUCAAUUCUUCCAAGGGGGAAAAAAUGGAUUCAAAACUGGCAUCCGAAGAGAAACCGACCCAUAAUUUUGAUUACAAAGGUGAACCACUAGAAAGCUUGUGGAUAUCUCGAUUUACUCCAAAAACUUCUGGUCCUUCAUUAAACAACAAAAGGACCGGUGAGCCUCUUAACUGUUGUGCUGAUGGCAUGAAGCUGAAACCUCUGUUACAGAAUCCUCUUGGUUCUUCUAGUAAACUUGAAAAUGUUGAGGCUAAGAAACACUCUACUGAAGCGUCGCCGCGUGUACAAAAUUCUGGUACCGCUGAUGAGGCUUCCUUCAGUUUUUAUAAAGUGAAGAGACACAGUGAUGAAAUUUCGACAUAUAAACCGAAUCCUAUUCUGCCCUCCUCAGGAGUCAAAUUUUCAGAGGCAAUGGCUUCUGUUUUUGCAAGGAGAUUGGAUGCCCUCAAACACAUUCCACCUUCAUAUAACACAGACCCUGCAGCUCAUGAAACAAUGACCUGUUUCUUUUGCGGCAUAAGGGGUCACCAUUUGCAAGAAUGUCCUUAUGUAACUGAUACUGAACUUGAAGAUCUCUUAGGCAAUGUUAACUCAUAUGAGGGGAUAAAAGAAUUGCCUUGUGUGUGUAUUAGAUGUAAUCAGCUGAGUCAUUGGGCGGUUGCAUGUCCUAAUAUUGCUGCCAAUGCUCGUGCAGUUUGUUAUAGGAAUGAAUCUGGAAUUGAGAAAGAAUGUGCUUCAAGUUCCAGAGUAAAGGGAUUGAAAGAAAACCAAAUGGCAGCUCCUUAUGGUCUUAUCAGUGGCUUGAUUUCUGAUAUACCAAAUGGAAUCUCUGAUGCAGUAAGAAGCCUUCGUUUGACAAGAACAAAUAUUCUCAAAUGGAUGAAAUCCGACGUGCCACUCUCACCUCUUGAUGGUUAUUUUGUGCGCUUGCGGCUUGGGAAGUGGGAAGAGGGACUAGGAGGAACCGGAUACUAUGUAGCUCGCAUUACUGGAAUUCAAAUAGAGAGUUCAUCAAAGAAGUGCAAAGCAUCCAUCUCCUUAAAUGUCGGUGGAAUCAGAAGCGUAGUCGAAAGUCGAUAUGUCUCCAACCAUGACUUUCUUGAGGAUGAGCUUAGGGCAUGGUGGUCUGCUACUUUAACAAAUGGCGGCACAUUACCAUCCGAAGAAGAGUUGAGACUGAAAGUUGAAGAAAAGAAAAAACUGGGAUUUUAGGGCCAAAAUAAAAAAAUCAAAAUUUGCUGUCAACAAUGUUAUUGUACAGGUCAUUUCUCCCACUUAUGUAAAUAAAUUUAAUCUGUAUCACUAAAUUUUGAUUUUUUUUUUCCUGGCAAAUGUGAAUAAUGAAAGAAUUACAAGAUCUUCAGAUUUUGGCUUU
Molecule: messenger RNA, 3536 nt
Organism: Mercurialis annua (annual mercury)
Lineage: Eukaryota; Viridiplantae; Streptophyta; Magnoliopsida; Malpighiales; Euphorbiaceae
Exons: 9
Coding region: 437-3373 (978 amino acids)
Molecular function (GO): DNA binding; zinc ion binding
Source: RefSeq, a predicted model, not a curated record